GGGGCUUCAGCCCAGUUUCGUUUGUGGGCUUAUUUGGAUUUUAUAUGGAGUCCUGCCUUUCUUCAUGUCUUUUGUUUUCUAGUAAAAAGCUGAAGUUUUGUUCCAGAGUUUCAGCACUGCCACAAAGCUAGGAUUUACUCCUUUACUCCAUCCACCAAUCUGGGGGCUAAACAGAGCAGCUGAGCGUUGUUAAGCACUAGCUAAAGCUCCCUGGCAGCUAUUUGCCCCAUUCACUUCUCAAUCACUACAGAAAUGCUUUGGGAGCACAAAGCCCUCCUCUUCACCAUUUUAUUGCUCUACAUCUCACAGGUUGCAGGUUUAGGGGAAAAGAAUGAAGAUGAUGAGUGUGCUGAGCUCAACAAUACCACAUGGCAGCAGUACCGUCAGCAGGGGGCCAAACUGCAGAUCCAGUACCUGCUGCUGACCAGGAAAAAUACUGACUGUGCUCAACAAUUCGACCAGGAGUCUCUCACCAAGCAGACUUCUUACUUCAACAUCUCCCGCCCUACAAAGGUCAUAAUCCAUGGGUACAGGGCUCUGGGUAGUAAGCCGUCGUGGGUGAAGGAGCUGGCUCAGGCUCUUCUCAGGGCUCAGGAUGCAAACGUGCUGGUGGUGGACUGGAUCUACUGCGCAUCCUUCGCCUACAACCUGGUGGUGGAAAAUCACAGGGAGGUGGCGCUGCAGAUAUCUGUUCUCAUCAACCAGCUACAGAACCAUGGGUGCAAACCAGAGUCCUUCCACUUCAUUGGAGUCAGUCUUGGAGCUCAUGUUGCCGGUUUUGUGGGGACUCUGUUUGAAGGAAAGAUAGGAAGAAUCACAGGUCUUGACCCUGCUGGACCCAUGUUUAAGGGAGCAGACACUUAUGACCGCUUGGACCCUUCUGACGCUCAGUUUGUUGAUGCUAUCCACACAGACUCUGACUAUUUUGGUAUCUCCAUCCCUGUUGGCCAUGUAGACUUCUUCCUGAACGGUGGGAAAGACCAGACUGGAUGUGCACGCUCCAGAUUUGCCUCAAUUUUUGUGUACUUUCCAGUGUAUGGUUAUGUGAUUUGUGACCACAUGAGGGCACUUCACGUCUACAUGAGCGCGCUGAAUGGCUCGUGCCCUUUAAUGGGGAUCCCAUGCUCCACUUAUGAGGACUUCCUAAAGGGGAAUUGUGUGGACUGUGACAUCUUCAAGGGGACUUGUCCAGUAAUAGGUUUAUCAGAAAACAGUGGGAUACGGAUGUCACCCAUUCCCAAAGAGCAGAAACUGUUCCUCCUCACAACUUCUUCAACACCUUUUUGCACUCAUCACAUCCUGCUGGAGCUGGAAGUUUUGCCCCUGGAUAAGACCGCUGAGGUUGAAGUGACACUGAUGAUGGAGAACCUGAGUUCAGAGCACCGACUCAGACUUCACAAAGACACAACGGUGUACAGGACAGUGCUGGCUCACCCAUCUGCCGCAUGUGAGAUCGACUCCAUCAGGCUCAAAAAUACCGGAGCUCGCUUCUACAGACAGGCAGAUAUCCAGCUCAAGUCUGUGUGUAUCUCGGAGCUCCCCUCCCUCAGGAAUGAAGAGCCACUGUGUGUGAACAACAUAAAUGUCAGACGAGGUUCUCCUUGGACACAUGACUUUGUGCAGGUCUGUGAGGUCUUCUGACGAGACAGAUCUACUCAAAAGACUCUGGAAAUAAAAGAAACAAGAAACAUCCUGAUAUCAACUAUACUAAAAUUACCCAUACAGACACCCAUUCAGAAGAAGUUUCUCAAUGAAACCACAAUCCUUUCUGUUAAAAACAACCUCUAAACCUCUAAUUUUCUAACAUCAUGACUGAAAAAGUGUUUAAGUUUAGCAGUCUUGUGUAGUUAGCCUCUUAGUUCACUCUUGCCUCUUAAAUAUAUAACAAUAUCCUAUGAUGUGGUUUUGCAUCCCCAAGUCUGAGUUAUAAAACUGUUUUGGAUUUUAGGCUUAUUUUGUGUUCUCUUGUAAGUAGUUUAAAAAAAAAUAAAUAGUAAUAAACAACA
This is a messenger RNA of Melanotaenia boesemani (Boeseman's rainbowfish), 2006 nucleotides long. RefSeq names its product phospholipase A1 member A (gene pla1a). Bases 253 to 1641 code for a protein of 462 amino acids. The transcript is spliced from 11 exons. NCBI's taxonomy places the organism in Eukaryota, Metazoa, Chordata, Actinopteri, Atheriniformes, Melanotaeniidae. The record is from RefSeq and is a predicted model, not a curated record. Gene Ontology annotation, biological process: lipid metabolic process. Gene Ontology annotation, molecular function: lipase activity; carboxylic ester hydrolase activity.